Messenger RNA from Magnusiomyces paraingens, 4548 nucleotides. RefSeq lists its product as uncharacterized. The transcript has 2 exons. The record is from RefSeq and is a predicted model, not a curated record. Bases 1 to 4548 code for a protein of 1515 amino acids. Gene Ontology annotation, biological process: negative regulation of TOR signaling; regulation of cell cycle. Gene Ontology annotation, cellular component: TSC1-TSC2 complex. NCBI's taxonomy places the organism in Eukaryota, Fungi, Ascomycota, Dipodascomycetes, Dipodascales, Dipodascaceae.
AUGAUUGGAUCGCGGCGGCAAACCUCCAAGGCCAUUGAGGCCUUCUUUUCUAGUACAGACCUCAAGCCCGAAGAUAAAGCUCGCUGGCCACCCUUUUUAGUUGACCAAGUUUCUUCAUAUUGCUCUUCAUUCUCUCCACUUGAUCGUGGUGCUUCUGCUUGUGGCCGUCUUCAUGAUGAACUUCUACGACUUCAACAAAUUGCAAAAGAUAAGCGAGUCCCCGAUGCAGGUUUCCUAGAAGGCUUGACUCUUUUGGCACCACUUCUUGGCCAUGAAGCUCAUCUCCUUGAAUGGUUCCGUGCUUAUGUUAACCCUGCAAUCAACUCUGCAGGUCAUAAAAAUGAGGUGGUCGAAGCAUCGCGUAAAUUCAUAAAAGCGGUUCUUGAUGGAGGUAAUUUCCCAUUAUUUACAACAUCAUCAGAAGCAGCAACAACAGCAGUAGCAGCAACUUCUUCUACAGAAAAUCAAACAACAUCAACAUCAACAUCAACAUCAACAACAACUAAUACUUCAACAUUAGCAGAAUCAGGAAAUAUAAACACUUCUGACUCAAAAUCACUUUCGUCAGCCCCUGGGUCUUCAGGGUCCGGGGCUUCGGUCCUUUCAAAUGCCCCGGCUCAACCAUCAAAUAUCCUUUCUCCUGUUUCUACGGAAAAUUCAACAACAAAUGGUACAUCCACUACAACUACCAUCAACUCUUCUUCCACUCCAAACAAUAAUAGCAUUUCGCCUGCUUUCUCUGCAUUAAGGUCCAUUUCUGAGUCAACAGAAAUUGCGACUGAUCCUAGCGACGAGACUACAAGCUCAACUAACCCUACCUCUAAUACUCCUACGUCUACGUCUACUUCCAUUCCUACUCCCACUCCUACUACUACUAUUACUACUAAGACCAACGGUGAUAACCAUUCUACUGCUAAUGGCACCCCAUCUAAUGAAAAAUCUAACGACUUAAUAAACGAACAACUUAAUGAUAAUAAUAAUGAUAAAAAUAAUACCAACACUAGUAAUAAUACUACAAACAGCAUAUCCUUUACAGCAGCAACCAUAAAUGACAUUCCUUAUACCAUCGAGACAGGCAGCGAACUUUACUUUUCAUGGAUCCUAGAUAUCUUUCUUGGCGCCCCAUCGCCACAUAAAUGGUUCAAGUUUAAAGAAACGGGACUUGCACGCGAUGAACGCCGGAGAUUUGUGGUGCAAAAUGCCCGUGACUUGCUACUGAGCUGGGGGCACGGCCAUGAAAAGCUCUUUUUCGAACGCCUCAACUACCGCGCCACUCAGGCGCAGCACCGCCAACAAAUAUUUAGCCUUGUUUCUGGGUUUAUUUCCGAAUAUCCUGAAGCAGAUGUGGGCGUCAUUACUUCAACGCCGCUAUUCCAAACCAUUACCAAUAGCUUACGCUAUGACUCUUCAUCUACCGGUCUUAACUUUGCAACCAAAAUCCUUGCAAUGGUUAUACCAUACAUGGCCACAACUGCAUCGCGAAAUGAUAUUGCAAACAUAUUUAUGCUCUACGGUAGACUCGCAUGCUGGUCGUCAUUUUCCUAUGACUUUAACUCAAAGGCACUUUCAGAAAAAUCGGCUACUGACGGAGAAUGCUCCCCUGAUGAUACAGGCCCAUUACCAGAAGUUGCAGUUCCAUAUGGUUGGUCUGUUUUAACCAAGGUGUACGAUCUCCCUGAUGUUCAAAUUAUCGACAUUACUCCCAUCUUUACAUGUCUUUACGGACUUUACCCAUCCAAUCUUUUUUCCUUUAUUUCAUCACCAGGCGAAUUUGUCCACAAUAUAUUAAAAUCAGAUACACGACUUCCUGAAGGUUGGAGCGAUGGCAUCAUUGCUGACCGGAGUCGUCAGCUUUUUGAUUACUAUACCAUUAACCCAUUAUUGACCAAAUUUACAAAAGACCAGGAGUUGGAGCCAUCGUCUACGGCGUCUUUAGGUAACCCAUUGGACAUUGCUGCACAUUGUAUUUCGCUCCACGACCGGUUCAGAGAUACAAUUGUCAACACUCGGCGGCACUCGAGUCUCAUUGCAAUUCAACCUCAAUCACAAGCUGCCAGUUACAGCAAUAGCAACAGACAACCACUUGAUUCUAUUGAACAGGAACCUAAUGACGAUGCAGAUGAUGAUGGUUACGCAGCCUGUGAACUUCUAUUUGGCAUUCAGGGGCUUAACGGAGACGAAAAUGAAGUCACAGAAAUGUCACUCACAUCCCCAACUACUGCAGCUGCCAUGGCAUCAAAUACUACAACAACUAAUUUGACCACCAUGUCAACUACCCCAAAGGAAUAUCUUCCUAGUGAUAGCCCAAAGUCAAUGUCUCUGGGGAUUAAAUCUAGCGAAAUCCCGCUCAUUGCUUCUCCAAUGCAAUACCGACGUAACUCCAACAAUUCUCAGGUCACUCCGCGGCUCACGGUCUGCACGCCCAGCAUCAAGGGCAUUGAAGAUUUACUAUCCGAGACACAACAACUUUUCAAAAAGGAUGGAGCAAGCAGUCCCAGUCGCAACUACAAAAAUUAUAGAACACCUAGUAGACACUUUUCGGAGCCAAUUCCUGAUGUGAGCUUGGACGACGCGGCACCAGGAAGCCUUUCAAAAGUCAGCACAGCUGCACAUCCAGUCUUGUCGAAUCAUUCUGUUUCCGCUAUAGGAACAGCCCUAGGUAGUGCUGUUUCAUCGUCAUCUGUCUCAUCUUAUCAUCAGCCUCUAUCUUCAACCCCUAAACCUUCUUCCAUCUCAGUUGCUACAAAUACCCGUCGCAUGACCCCAUCUUCUCCGCUUGUGAGACCAAUGGUUGAAGCCAUGGCUAGUCCUUUACUUGUUGGUCUCUCAGAACCCUCUAGUUCCGUGACUCCAGUCAAUGUCAACAGCCCGCCGAUCCCUAUUACAGGAACGCCUCGUGUGACACCGCCAGUUGCCAUCAAUUCAUCUUUCCCUGACCCAGAGCCAAUGAGGCUAUCACCAAAUAUGCGGACCACUGUAACAGUGUCGAGCCCUGAACUUGCACCAUUAUCAUCUUUGCGUCCUGCUCAAUAUGUUUUACAACAACAACAGCAGCAGCAGCAGCAGCAGCAGCAACAACCACAAAAUCAGAAUCAAAAUCAAAAUCAAAAUCAACAAGACCUUCAAGAGAAGCAGUCUAAAGGCAACAAAAAGCGUAACAACCGUCCUUCAUCUUCUUACAUUGUCGAUGCGGCUAAUGGGAAUGCGGAAAAUGCUGCGACUGGAGGAGCAAUCACCACACUAUUUUAUCACCGAGAAUUUAGUAUUCUGCGAAACGAGUUUGAUUUUUUAAACUACCUCGAGUUUCAUAACCGAUACCAAAUGCGACGGCUUAUGCACAACCGGUUCAGCGACAAGAUGUUUCUUCAAACCAUUGAAAAUCUCGCUCAAUCGAACUUGAAGCUACAUGCCAUGCUUGAUAUUCUUCGUAAGCAACUUGAAGAAGCAGACACGCGGGUUCGAGAUCAGCGAUCUACAUUUAGUGUUUCUGAGGCAUCUCUUAUUCAAAAAGUUAAAACUUUGCAAACCGAGUUGGAUAAAUUAUCUCGGGAGCAUGAGAUUUUGAUGGAUCAGCACGAAAUUUCUAAAACAGAAAAUAAGGAACUCAUGGCAUCAGUUCUUGCAAAGGAAGAACGUAUUGCAAUCAUGGAGCUUAACAUUACAGAGCUUAGUAAGGACGACAUGAAGGCAGCUGGGUACAAGAAAAAGCUUCUUGAUGCGGAGAAAACUAUUGAGCAGCUCCAAAGCAAGACUGAAAACUUUUUAUCUCCAGAAGAAGCUAAAGCUGCAGGAGAUUUUCUUGUACGUUUCAAAGAAUUCAGCAAGAUGCGUGAGUCUGUAGAAAAAGCCAAAGAAAUGUCUGACCGUCAGUUCCGAUUGCAAAUCAACAAUCUCCAAGCCAAGCUCAAGGAUGCUGAAGAAAAGGCAUCCAAGCCAUCUAAAAUGAUGAUGCAAAGCAUUAUGGAUCUUCGUUCACGAGAUGAUUAUAAGCUCCGUGAGCUGGAAGCUGCAUAUGAAGAACUCGACGAUCGCUACUCACGACUACACGCCGAGUUUCAAAAAUAUACGAUUCGAAGCGAAAAGGAACAUAUUGAAUUCAUGGAGAAUUAUAACCUACACAUUCAGAAGUACCGGCUUCCAAGCGAAAGCUACUCAAUGGGAGAACAGGCCGAUCCUGAUGCACCUAUCCCAAUGUAUGUGUCGCAGGAACAUUCGUCAACAUCUAGCCAUAGCGAGGGCAGCGUACACUCAGGUCCGCGUGGAUCGACAGCAACUGGCAGCACAAACCCGCAUCAUCCGUCUGUAAGCACGACACGCUCCAUGAGCCAUGGCCCCAUACAGGGUGGUAGUCAUCCACAAACACGGUGGUCAAGCCCACAAACGUCGCCGCCCCAUGGACCCCAAGCGACAACGGGGCAGGUUCCGCAAAUCCCGCGACGCGAUAUGCGGAUCCGUGGUCGUGGCGGAGUGCAAAGUUCAAUCAAACUUUUGGAAUCUGGAUCAUCUGUACAUCCAUCUGGAGGUCAACGAGGGCGAUCGCCCAACUAG